Molecule: messenger RNA, 1016 nt
Organism: Abrus precatorius (Indian licorice)
Lineage: Eukaryota; Viridiplantae; Streptophyta; Magnoliopsida; Fabales; Fabaceae
Product: transcription initiation factor TFIID subunit 10
Exons: 8
Coding region: 67-477 (136 amino acids)
Biological process (GO): transcription initiation at RNA polymerase II promoter
Cellular component (GO): nucleus; transcription factor TFIID complex; SAGA complex
Molecular function (GO): promoter-specific chromatin binding; RNA polymerase II general transcription initiation factor activity
Source: RefSeq, a predicted model, not a curated record
UAGCACGAACAGAGGGAGUGGGUUGGAGCUAAAGAAGAACUUGUAAGUUAGUGAUUGGUAACGAAGAUGAACCACAACCCGCAAUCAAGUGAAGGAAGGCACGAUGAUGAUGCUGCUCUCUCUGAUUUCCUCUCUUCCUUAAUGGAUUAUACUCCCACUAUACCUGAUGAAUUGGUGGAGCAUUACUUAGCCAAGAGCGGUUUUCAAUGUCCUGAUGUUCGAUUGACUAGGCUGGUAGCUGUUGCCACUCAGAAGUUUGUUGCUGAAGUUGCAGGAGAUGCACUUCAGCACUGCAAAGCAAGACAGGCAACAAUUCCAAAAGACAAAAGGGACAAACAGCAGAAGGAUAAGCGCCUAGUUUUGACCAUGGAAGACCUAUCAAAGGCAUUGCGAGAGUAUGGCGUGAAUUUAAGGCAUCAAGAAUAUUUUGCUGAUAGCCCUUCUACUGGAUUGGAUCCGGCUACAAGAGAUGAAUGAGUCCUUUUUGUUUAUAUAUGGGUUCAGGCUUCUACAUUCUUGUAUUUAGAGUUACAUGGUUGCUAGUGGAAUGAUUUUUAUGAUAUGAUGCUCAAAUUAUAGCAACCUCUUUUCAACGCCGCCAAAAUACUGCAAUUGUUCGCUACUAACAUUAAAGGUGCUUGAAAUAUCUCGUGACUCUGGUUUGUGGGAGUACUCUAUCAGCAAUGAACUAGUCUACUCUAUCAGCAAGUUCCUUUAUGUCGCCCUUUUUAAAAAAAAACAAUGCCCGUUAGUGUCACGUUUUGAAUUUUCAUAAAAUAUGAGAUUUGAUACAAUGCAUUGGAAAAGGCAUAAAUGCUGAUGGGUUCAUUCAUUUUCAAGUAAUCAUUUCUCAAGAAAACAGAUCAAGGUAUAUCGUGACUUUAUUUGUGAAACACUUGCAAUUAGUUUGCAGCAUUGUUCUCCCAUUUGGUGUUGGUUUGUUAUUUGUUCGCCCUUCGUCCUCCUUAAAAUCAACUCUGAAGACCUUAUUUAUAUAAUAAUAUCGCGAUUGACCU